AUGUUAACAAAAUUUUUACGUACCAGCCAUCGGCUGGUACUUCGAAGAAUCAAUAAUUUCACUCCCGUAUUAUUAAAUCAAUGUGCUGUUGCAAAUACUUUGAAUUCUGACAGUCUUCUGAUAUACAGACGAAAAUUUUCUGCAAACGCAUCAAAUACUUCGCAGCCUUUAGAAAUAAUCAAUCCAGUAGUUUUUGAACAAAUAUGCAAUGAAACUCUGGAAUCCUUGAGCGAUUACUUUGAAGAAAUAGUGGAAAAAUCUCCCAAUUUGCAGGGUGCGGAUAUAACAUACAGUGAUGGAGUUUUAACAGUAAUACUUGGCACCUAUGGAACUUAUGUAAUAAAUAGGCAAAGCCCGAACAAGCAAAUUUGGCUCAGUUCACCUGUGUCUGGCCCUAAACGCUAUGAUUUAAUAUUAAAGGAUGGAGGAUAUUGGGUUUACAAGCAUGAUGGAAUGACUUUGCAUAAGCUUUUACAAGAAGAAAUAUCAAAAGUUGUCGAGACUAAAGUGGACUUUGGAAAUUGUUCCCAUGGUGUGAUCUAA
This is a messenger RNA of Parnassius apollo (apollo), 543 nucleotides long. Lineage: Eukaryota; Metazoa; Arthropoda; Insecta; Lepidoptera; Papilionidae. The record is from the annotation of a GenBank genome assembly.